ACCAAAAAUAAAGUAUGAAAGUGUUGGGGAAGAAAAAGAGAGAGAGUGAUGGAUUACAGUUUGGCUGCGUUGAAGCUUUUAUGUUCACAGCUUAAACACGCUCGAGAAGUUCCUUCUCAAAAGAGCUUCACUCUCGGUGGCAUUCUCUUCCAACGCGCUUGGUUGCAGGGCGUUCUCUUGUCCUCCUCCGAUUCCGGCGACGGAUCUCUUCUUCUCGAUGAUGGAACAGGCCUCAUCCAACUCUCUCUCUCCGGCGAGUUUCGUCACCGUCAAUUCAAACCUGGGAUGUAUGUGAUGGUUGUUGGUGGUUACUUUGCACGUGCAGGGGAGCCUCCCAUCAUCAAGGUUCACAAGAUUGUUGAUCUUUCAUUAUCACCUGACAGAGAAGCAAUGUGGUAUCUUGAAGUUAUAGAGGCAUAUAAACUCUUCUAUCAACCUCUUGUGGAAGAAUUUAUGUAAUAAUUGGGUACAUGAUUAUAUUGAGAAAGUGUGUAUAUGAGAUAGACACCCCCUUCUUUUGUCCACAAACACAGAAUUGUUUGAAGACUGAGUUGGUAUUAACAUAUCUAUUGCUUUAUUCUGUGAGAAAUUUUUACACAAAGUGCAUUGUAAAGUCAUCACUAUAUAGUUUCUGAAAUAUACAGUCCUGCGAAAACAAUAUUUGUUUCACAGUUCUUCUAAACGAUCACUUUCAUCUAUUAA
Messenger RNA from Cicer arietinum (chickpea), 702 nucleotides. Lineage: Eukaryota; Viridiplantae; Streptophyta; Magnoliopsida; Fabales; Fabaceae. The record is from RefSeq and is a predicted model, not a curated record.